UCAGCGGAAAUUGCGAGAACGCUGGAAAAAGAGGUCCGUCACUUAAUAAGCACCACCGACUGUGUGAAGAAAACAGACGCAGUAAGUUUGACUAGAAAUAUUGAACAUCGUAUUUACAGUUGCAUUAAAAUUAUGCCACCGGGUAAGAAUUUUCGGAGGAGGAAAGAUGAUUCAUCCGACGAGGAAGACGAUGAGACGAAAGCCGUGGUCAGGUCCAAAUUGGAUGAAGCCAAGGAGCUUCAAAGUCUACGAACGAGACAGCAUGGAGUGAGCAUUGCAACUUUACUUGUUGGAGAGAAGCUUCCUUUGGAGGCUGAGCUUGAGGAUGACCCAUUUAAACUGAAGACCGGAGGUGUUGUGGACAUGAAGAAAGUUAAGGACAGAAACCGAGACAUGACAACUGAUGAAAACGACCUGAAUCUUGGCACCUCUUUUUCUGCUGAGACUAACAGACGAGACGAAGAUGCAGACAUGAUGAAGUACAUUGAGACCGAAUUAAAGAAAAAGAAAGGCAUGGUGGAGGCAGAGGAGCAGAAAGUUAAAGUGAAGAAUCCCGAGGACCUUCUCUACGAGCUUCCUGAGAGCAUUCGUGUCAAUUCUGCUAAAAAGACAGAAGAGAUGUUGUCUAAUCAGAUGCUGAGUGGAAUUCCUGAGGUGGAUCUGGGGAUCGAUGCAAAGAUAAAGAACAUCAUCAGUACGGAGGAAGCCAAAGCAAAGCUGCUUGCUGAGCAAAGGAAUAAGAAGAAAGACAACGGGACCUCCUUUGUUCCCACUAACAUCGCUGUAAAUUACGUCCAGCACAAUCGAUUCUAUCGCGAGGAUGUAAAUGCACCCCAGAGACGCCACAAAGAAGAGCCCAAAGCCAGGCCUCUGCGUGUAGGAGACACUGAGAAGCCAGCUCCUGAGGCAUCACCGCCCAAUUAUCGCAAGAGACCAAAUAAUGAGAAGGCAACAGAUGACUACCACUAUGAGAAAUUCAAAAAGAUGAACCGCCGGUACUAAUGUUCCAGCUUUUAGUGAAGACACAGUCAGUUAAUCUGGUCCUUUUUUCAUUGCCUGAAAGAAAUGUGUAAAUAUUUUUUAGUGUAUUGAAAAUUGUCUGCAGCUUACAAACAAAAAAGGUUUUGCAAUAAAACUUUCUUUCAAAACAA
This is a messenger RNA of Triplophysa dalaica, 1151 nucleotides long. RefSeq names its product chromosome 4 C9orf78 homolog (gene c4h9orf78). Bases 133 to 1002 code for a protein of 289 amino acids. The transcript is spliced from 9 exons. Gene Ontology annotation, cellular component: spliceosomal complex. Lineage: Eukaryota; Metazoa; Chordata; Actinopteri; Cypriniformes; Nemacheilidae. The record is from RefSeq and is a predicted model, not a curated record. Gene Ontology annotation, biological process: mRNA splicing, via spliceosome.